This is a messenger RNA of Uloborus diversus, 1192 nucleotides long. RefSeq names its product GDP-L-fucose synthase-like (gene Gmer). The coding region runs from base 139 to 1089 and encodes 316 amino acids. The transcript is spliced from 9 exons. Gene Ontology annotation, molecular function: GDP-L-fucose synthase activity. The record is from RefSeq and is a predicted model, not a curated record. Gene Ontology annotation, biological process: nucleotide-sugar biosynthetic process. NCBI's taxonomy places the organism in Eukaryota, Metazoa, Arthropoda, Arachnida, Araneae, Uloboridae.
GUCUGCUCAUGCGUCUGCUAUUAUCACAAACUCAUGUGAUAGAUAAAAAUUGCACUUAUUUUAAAUACUUGCCGAACUCUUUCUAAUUUAAACCGGUCACAAAUUGCAUUUUAGAGCCAAAUAUUUUAGCUGAAAAACAUGACCAAGAAAAUAAUUCUUGUCACUGGUGGCAGUGGACUUGUUGGAAAAGCCAUUGAAGAAGUGGUCAAAAAUAACAGUCAUCAGGAUGAAACCUGGCAUUUUGUUUCCUCCAAAGAUGCAGAUCUCACGAAUGCUGAACAGACAGAUGCUCUGUUUCAAAAACAUCAACCAACUCAUGUUAUUCACCUUGCUGCCAUGGUCGGUGGCUUGUUUAGAAAUUUGAAGUAUAAUUUGGACUUUUUGAGGAAUAACAUUCAUAUCAAUGACAAUGUGCUACAAAGUAGUUUCAAGCAUGGGGUUGAGAAAGUUGUAUCUUGUCUUUCCACUUGUAUCUUCCCGGAUAAGACCACAUAUCCAAUAAAUGAAACAAUGAUACACAAUGGUCCUCCUCAUGAAUCCAAUUUUGGUUAUUCUUAUGCUAAAAGACUUAUAGAUGUGCAAAAUCAUGCUUACAAUGUGCAACAUGGGUGUAAGUUUACAUCAGUCAUACCAACAAAUGUGUUCGGACCUCAUGAUAAUUUCAAUUUGGAGGAUGGUCAUGUCUUGCCCGGACUGAUUCAUAAAACAUAUGAAGCUAAAAAGAAUGACAUGCCACUUGUUAUAUGGGGAUCUGGAAAACCCCUUCGCCAGUUUAUUUACUCUCAUGACUUAGCAAAAUUGAUAGUAUGGGUGAUGAGAGAUUAUAAUGAAAUAAAUCCUAUUAUAUUAUCAGUGGAUGAAGCACAAGAAGUUAGUAUAAAAGAUGCUGCACUGGCUGUAGCUGAAGCAUUUGAAUUUAGAGGAGAAGUUAUUUUUGAUACUUCAAAAUCUGAUGGUCAGUAUAAGAAAACAGCAAGUAAUGAAAAGCUUAGAAAAUACAAGCCAGAUUUUGUAUUCACACCUUUUAAAGAAGCUAUCAAGACUACAGUAGAUUGGUUUGUGAGCAAUUAUGACACUGCUCGAAAGUGAAAAUUGUUGAUAAUUUUCAGCUAUAUUAAAUUAUAUUUUAUUGGAUUUAUAAAUUAAUGUAAUUACUAAUUGGAUUCAAAGUUUAUUUUGUAAUAAAACUGUU